AUGACUCGUCUUAUUCAUAGCACGGAAACUGUCCGGCGUUUGGAAAGAAGUCGAAGUGCAGCUAGACCUCGUGGGGCUGCUAAUGCCCAAACAGCAAAGGGGCAGCCGUACGAAAUAACACUUGCUGUUCUAGGAGCAUCUAGGGUUGGAAAAUCAGCCUUAGUGUCUCAGUUCCUUUGGGAGGGCUUUCCGUAUGAUUAUCGUCCUACAGUAGAGGAGUUCAACUGGAUUGAAUACGAAACGGACGAGGGAGGACCACAUGUGAUGCUUCAAGUUAUUGAUUCCAGUGGAUCUCGUGAUUUCCUCGCUAUGCGACAGCUUUAUAUUCGAACUGCUCAUGUAUUCAUAGUUGUUUUCUCGGUUGAUGAUCCGGACUCGUUCGAAGAAGCCAAAAAGAUAGUUGAUGAAAUUCUGGAAAUACGACAACGUAAAGCUCCGAUCAUACUUGUUGCAAAUAAGAGAGAUUUAUAUGAAAACAUUGAAAAUUGGAAAGUUCACGAUUCUUAUAACUUUGCUUACAGCCGCAUGAUCCCACUAUUCGAGGUCACUGCCAAAGAACGUAAUGAGGUUCUUGACGCCAUCAACGACGCUUUGGAACGUUUACGUUCUUCCAAUGGAUCAGGAAUCUCGGUUCUGCGUAAACGGAGGCAGUCCAUGCCAAGUGCAAGAGCUUACAGUGGUAUUGAUGCCACCGAUAUCGAACGUCUUCAGCAAAAACAUAAAGCUAAAGCGAACUGCACCAUAUCAUAG
Molecule: messenger RNA, 750 nt
Organism: Auanema sp. JU1783
Lineage: Eukaryota; Metazoa; Nematoda; Chromadorea; Rhabditida; Rhabditidae
Source: the annotation of a GenBank genome assembly